Thermochaetoides thermophila DSM 1495 is the source of this 3906-nucleotide messenger RNA. RefSeq lists its product as uncharacterized. The transcript has 5 exons. NCBI's taxonomy places the organism in Eukaryota, Fungi, Ascomycota, Sordariomycetes, Sordariales, Chaetomiaceae. Gene Ontology annotation, cellular component: cytoplasm. The record is from RefSeq and is a predicted model, not a curated record. Bases 1 to 3906 code for a protein of 1301 amino acids. Gene Ontology annotation, biological process: cell population proliferation; mitotic spindle organization.
AUGGUCGCGCCACUCGAACCGACGCCCAGCACUGCCCUCAACAGCUCGUCCGAAGCCCGGCCGCCGUCUCAGCAGGGCACUAGCACCAACAGGUCCAGCCUCUACGAGAACAGCGUGCUGUCGUCGGACGGCGAGAGCUCUCCAUUUCUGUCGCAUGUUAAAGACGACGUCUCGUCGCCGACGACGGCUGCCACACCCACCCCGCGCGGCCCCUCACCGCCAAAACACCGUCCCGGGUCGCGCAUCAUCUCCGGCACCGAGCUGUCGCCGCUGAAGAUCUUGCAGCAGAACCACGCCGCCCAGCAGCAAGGUCAGUCGACGAGCGAGAACGGAUCGCAGUCCUCCGGGGCAAAGAGCGUAUUAUCCCCUCAAAGUCCCCGGAAGCCGCCUAUAAAGCGGUUCCCUAUCAAGGUCAGCGCUCCGGGAGUGGCUGCUGAGUCGGCGCGGCAGUCUCUGGACAACGAGAGGCGUCUGUCGUCGACGACGAGCGACACCGCGAAGCCUUCCCUGCCGGUGUCGGAGGAGCUUAAGAAGCGCGUGAUCGAUAUCUUCGAGGACGACGACGAUAACGACGAGAUGAUGCUCGAUAUUGACGACGAUAAUAACAAAAUGAUGGCGGGUUCGGGGUCGCAGGAUGGCAACAGCCAGAAUGGUCAUCAUGCCAAUGGAGAGAUGGACGAGCACACUGCUGCCAACGACAGCGUCAUGAGCUCGUUCAGUACCUUCUCUGCUGUCCCGGACCUGACCACGAUCGGAGGACUUCGUGGUGCCAACAGCUCGGCCAAGUUCUCUAGUUUUACGGGUGAGACGACGCCCCGGGCGAGACCCGGAGAUGUGCCUACGAGAACGCCGCGAUCCAAUGGACUAUUCGACUCAGGCCAGACGCCAAAUCUCAUAGACUUCUCUGCUCGUCGAUAUGGUGCUGGCGGCCGGUACGAGCCCGAGGCGACUCCUUCCCGUCAAGUAGCUGCGACGCCCGGCCGGUCUGGCACCCUUCUCGACCUGGACGUCCCACCCGCCCCGACGCCACGUAGCAUCCCGAGCAUCACGCCACGCGAGCUGGAAUCGCUCAAGUCGCAGUUCAUGUCGGAAAUAAGCAGCCUGAAAGCUUCGCUGAGCGGCAAGGAGGCCGAGGUACAGUCUCUGAAAACAGCCGUGACCGACGCCGAGAAGCGCGUGGGCGAGUGCAUGGAGCAGUUGCGAGAGGUCCAGUGCGCUCACGACGCCCUAGCGGCUGAGAAGCAGAGCUGGGAGCAGCGCAGCCGCGAGAUGGAGACCAUGCUGCGCAAGAUGCGCGAGGAACUGCUGCACCUGCAGCGCGAGCGCGAGGAGCUCGAAUUUAAGCUCGACGAGGCCGAGAAGCGCCGCGAGGCUGCUGAGAUGAUGGCCCAGGAUGCCGAGAGCAAGAUGGCGGGCAUGCGGGCCGGCGCCGCGGCCGCUGCUGCUGCCUCGGGCGAUAAAUCUGCCGCACAUAUGCCUUCUAACAAAGAGAUUGAGAUCGCGGUAGAACGCGUCGCCCGCGAGCUGCACACCCUGUACAAGAACAAGCACGAGACUAAGGUUGCCGCGCUCAAGAAGAGCUACGAGGCCCGCUGGGAGAAGAAGGUGCGCGAGCUGCAGGCCCAGGUGGACGAUCUCGUCCGCGAGAAGGAAGAGAUGCGUGCCCGCGAGUCAGGCGCCAACCGCAUCGAUCCCGGCCGGCUGGCCGAGCUGGAGGAAGAGCGCCAGGCCGAGCGGGCCCGUGCUGCGGCCCAGAUUCGGGAGCUUGAGGCCGAGGUCGAGAAGCUCGAGGCUGUGCUCAAGACGGUCCAGGCCGACAAUGCCGAGCUGCGUGUCCUGCUUGAGCGUGAGCGUGUUGAAAAGGGCGAGCUCGUCAUGCUCGCCGAGGAAAUGAUGGCCAUGCAGCAGAGCUUCCUUGCUGGGCCUGAGGAACAGGAGCCUCCGACCCCUGCACCGAAGCAAAACCCCCCGCAACCCGAGCCGGCGCCUGCCCCUGCCCCGGCCCCGGCCCCGGCCCCGAACAUGAAUGUGCCCAGCAAGACCCCAACUAGGAGACAGUCUUCUUCUGCACCCCUUACCAACCACCGCCCUCUAUCCGUCGCCUCGUCUGCUUCUGGCGGAAGUACCACGUCCAACGGAUCAAGCAACCCCAGCUUCCGAAUGAGCAUCGGCCCUGGCUCAAGACCAUCCGGUCUGCGUGCCCCCAGCACGUCGGGCCUCAAGGCCCCUAGUCGGGUUGGCGGGGCGCACGAGCGUACGAAGAGUGCGGCGGUCAUGGGGAGCGGGAAUAUGGGCGUUAGUGGGGUUCCCAGGCCGAGUUCAGGUACGGGCGCGCUACCUUCUGCUGGGGGAAGUGGUUUGGCUGAGGGCAGUGGUGCUCCUUCGGCUGGGGUAAGUAGUUCCAGCCCUCUGGCCAGGAGGAGGAGGAGGAGACCUACCUCGGCUGCGAGUGAUCCUGGGUCCUGGAAGAGAACGAGUGGCGAUGCAGCUCCUGGGAGUAAGGACGCUUCGAUUGGGCCUCUGGACAAUGGAUCUUCCAAGCAAAACGAUGACGCAGGAGACAAGAGUGCUGGCGCGUCCGCGGGGAGCAAUCCUUCAGCUGGAGAGACGAGUUCUGAUUCCUCGGGGGAUGACGAUAGUCCAGAAGACGAAUCUACUGCUGCGUCUACCGCGACAGAGCUUCCUGCUGGCGCUGGCGGUGCUGGGGCUCCGAGCACUGAUGAUGGCGCAUCUUCCGGGAUUGCGGAACCCCCUGCUCGGCGACCAGCUCCUACGUCUGAUGAACUGCAGAUCAACGCGCCCUGGAACCUUCCAUCGACAGAGGCACGCGAACGGGCCAAACUGCAGGUUCAGUCGUCUCAAUCUUCAGGCUCGUCUCAAACCCAGUCACUGACGAUUUCAAGAACUGGGACACAGCGAACCGCAUCAGCCUCCCAGAGAGCUUCUGAUGGAGUCGAGAUGUGCAACGGCAAAACUAUGAAGAAACUGUCACAAACUCAACAGCCUCGAACACGAGCAUCCACUCUCCCGUCACCAUCUUGUCAUUCUGGGAGGCUGAUCUGGGGCACGAGUGAAAUGAGAGAGAGGCUGAGGACUGCGAGCUCGUACUCAGUCUCACUUCGGAGAAGGCAGAUUGAAGUGGAGCGGAUCACUGAGACGAUGACGAGGUAUAUUCUUGAGGUGUCGAUGGAUGGUGAGACGGAGGACGUCAACUUGAGUGACCCAUCGACAACGGUGCCCACUCAAUCUGGACAGCGUAAUGGAUCAACCUUGCUGAGAAAUUCCGGUUCAAGAAUCCCUCUGCCAGCUGUUCCUUACCAAAACAGCCAGAUCUUGUCGAGCGCCUUUGCCGUGCCACCUGCCACUACCCCAUCCGAUAAUCCCAUGUAUGAUCUAUUAACGGCGCCUCUGUCGACUAUGACGCCCAGCAUGGCCAGUCGGGCGGUGUGGUUGAGGGAGAGCUCGCUGGGGAGGAUGAUGGCUGACCAGAUGGGAAUUCGGAUUGGGGAGAUUGUGGACAGGAACCCGACUGCAACGCCUAGCGUGAAUAUGACGACUAGGCUUAGUAUGUCCUCGACUUCGACGACAGAUACUCGCUCGAGCAGCACCAGCACGACGAGCGUGACGCUGUCGGAUUCUGUUCCGGUUCCCUCGACUCCGUCAAACUCGGCGUUGAGAGUCCAGACACAGCAACAGUCUCUUGAGGAAAAUCAACGUGAAAGGCGGGAGACCUUGUCUCAUCUAACCCGGCUUGGCACCCAACAGCAGCAGCAGCAGCAACAACAACAACAACACCCUCUUCCGGCUCACUUCGAGAUCCCUUCUCACCUAUGCGCCGGGAAGAGGAUCAACGGCAGCAAGACGCAAUCAAAAGAGCAAAGGGAGGGGAAGAGAGAUGAAAAGUGA